AUGAGUAAGAAAAUUCAUCGUCAUCAUCAAAAUACUGAGAGACCUACCUUUCAAAAAUUAUUAACCAAAAGUAAAUCUCAUAAAUCUAAUUCAAAUACAAAUACAAUUCAACAUUCAAAUAAUUCUGAAGUAAAUCGAAAAAAUUCCGAACAGAAAAAAUUUAAAGUUAUCUCUCAAAAAUUUCAUUACAUCAUGAAUAAAAGAUUUCUAUUAUGUUGUUUAUUAAUAUCAUUCCUUUAUUUAUGUAUUGUAUUAAUAAAAUCUACAACAUUUGAAAAUAAAUUCAAUCAUAAUGAGAAUGGAAGUAAUGAAAAACUAUUAAAUUCAUUAAGUGCUAACAAAGAGAUCAAUGAUCAAGAUUUCAAUAAUCAAUUAAAUGAUGAAUGUAACUUACGACAAAAAAUAUCUCUAUUGAAAAAUCUAAAUUAUUUAAUGCCAACAUUAUGUAUUGGUGUAUUAGUUCGUAACAAAGCUCAUACAUUACCAUAUUUCUUAAAUGGUAUAGAAAAUCAACAAUAUCCAACUAAACGUAUUACAUUAAUCUUUUAUGUUGAUAAUACAAUUGAUUCAAGUGAGAUAAUAUUAAAUGAAUGGAUUCAAUGUAACAAAGAUAAAUAUCAUAAUAUAAUUUUUGAAGGUAAAGAACGUAAUAUAACUAAGUCAGAAUAUGAAAAUUUGAGUAAAAUGUGGACUGUAGAUCAUUAUUUACAUGUUAUAAAUUUGCGUCAGAAAUUAUUAGAUGAGGCACGUAAUAUCUGGGCUGAUUUUUAUUUAUCUAUUGACGCUGAUGUGAUUCUUAUGAAUCCAUUGACUAUUGAACAUUUAAUUAAUGUUAUGCUUGAUUCAACAGUAUCUACAUCUAAAUCUAAUUUAGAUCAUAAAAUUAAUGAAAAUAUUAUUAUUUUGGCACCAUUGAUGAAUUGUACCUCAUCUGAACAUUAUUCUAAUUUUUGGGGUGCUAUGUCUGAAGAAGGUUACUACCUACGCUCAGAGCAUUAUUUUGAUAUACAAAAACGUCGUAUACAAGGUGUAUAUCCUGUAGCAAUGGUGCAUUCAAUAUUUUUAAUUAAUUUACAAUUUUAUCAAUCUGAACAAGUUGGUUAUUCUCCUGCACCAAUAAACUAUACAGGACCAGUUGACGAUAUUAUAAUAUUUUCUAGAUCAGUACAACGUGCAGAAAUUGAUUUUUAUUUAGAUAAUACACAAUUUUAUGGAUAUAUUCCAUCACCGGUUGAAGAACAAGAUCUUGCAUUAUAUUCAAAAGAUUUAAAUAAUGCAUGGCUUUUGCGUGAACAAGAUCUAUUUGUUCAUUUACGUUUACAAGCAAUUAUCGAUCAAGAGGAUAAACAAAGAGUUAUGCCUUCAGAAUGUUUAUUAAAUAUUGCUGAAAAUCAAUUACCUAAGUCAAAUAAAUUAAAUUUUGAUGAGAUUUAUUUUAUUAAUUUAUUGAGACGCCCCGAUCGUCGACAAAAAAUGGAAUAUAUGCUUCAUCAGUUAGGUAUAAAUGCUAAACAUUAUGCAGCUAUUGAUGGAAAAGAUUUAACCAUGAAAUAUUUUGAUGAAUUAGGAAUUGAACAACUUCCAGGUUAUACAGAUCCUUACCAUAAUCGAUCGCUGAAAUUUGGAGAAAUUGGUUGCUUUUUAAGUCAUUAUAAUAUAUGGAUUGAAAUGAUCAACAAUGGUUACAAUCGUAUAUUGAUUCUUGAAGAUGAUCUACGCUUUGCCCCUGCUUUUGUUCGUAAUUUAAAUAAAGUUAUUAAAGAAGCAGAUGAAAAUGUUGCUAAUUGGGAUCUACUCUAUAUUGGACGUAAAAGAAUGUCAAAAUCAGAGAGACGUGUACCGAAUACAACUAGUUUAACUUAUCCUGAUUAUACUUAUUGGACACUUGGUUAUAUUUUAAAUAGAAAUGGUGCAGAAAAAUUAUUAAAACAAAAACCUUUAAAAAAAUUAAUUGCUAUCGAUGAAUAUCUUCCAAUUAUGUUUAAUAAACAUCCUAGAAAAGAUUGGUUAAUUCAAUUUGAACCACGAGAUUUAAUUGCUUUAUCCGCUGAACCAUUAUUAGUUGAACCACAAAGGUAUACAGGUGAAAAACUUUAUGUAUCUGAUACAGAAGACUCUGAAAUUUUCCAUAGUAAUUAA
Messenger RNA from Schistosoma spindalis, 2139 nucleotides. The record is from the annotation of a GenBank genome assembly. Lineage: Eukaryota; Metazoa; Platyhelminthes; Trematoda; Strigeidida; Schistosomatidae.